AUGGCUACCCCUAGUGUCCUCGCUUCUGACGCUGAGGGUCGGGCCAUUGACUUUGACGUCUGGGUAGAUGACCUGCAGCUUUUCCUACAGUACGAUAGGGCAGACAGUCUCUCCCUCUUUGACCUCACCUCUGGUGCCUCUCCUGCCCCUGCUGCUGAUGCCGACGCCACUGUUCGCUCACAGUGGGCCACACGCGAUGCUGCUGCACGUCUUGCUGUGCGUCGCCACCUACCUACCUCUGAGCGUGCGCACUUUAGCCAGUACAAGAGUGCUCAGACCUUGUACGACGCUGUAGUUGCCCGCUACUCCUCCCCUGCCACUGCUGCACUGAGCCGCCUCAUGCUACCGUACCUCUUCCCUGACCUUGCUGCCUUUCCCACAGUGGCUGACCUCAUUACGCACCUCCGCACUAGUGACACUCGCUACCACGCUGCGCUUCCUGCUGAGGACCACUUCCUCUCAGUUUGCCCCACCACUCUCACCGUUGACCUCCUCGAGAAGGCCCUCCUAGCAGCAGAGAAGAGCAUAGUCGCUGUAGGAGCCUCUCGUGGUGACCCUCGCACCCCCCUUUUUGAGGGGUGUUCCCCCUCCCCCCUUUUGCCCUCUGUUGCCUCUACUGCUGCGGCCGACCUCGUUGGUUUCAAGUCGGUUGGCGCUGCGUCUGCCCGAGCGGGAGACGCCACACCGGCAAGGGCAAAGGGGGUAAGGGUGCUGGAGGGGCUCGCGUGGGUGGCGGAGGUGGCGGUGGAGGCAGUGGAGGGGGUGGGGGUGGUGGUGGGAGUGGUGGCGGGGGUGGAGGUGUCGGUGGCGGCAGUGGAGGCCGCGGCGGCGGUGGCGGUGGGAGCGGAGGUGGCGGCGGUGAAGGAGGCGGCGGCGGAGGAGGUGGUCAGCGCCAGCAGAAGCAGUAGCAGCAGCGCACUCGUGACAUCCCCCCCCCUCAGCAGAUCCAUCAGUGGUACGCUGCACGCCAGCGGGGUGGGAGUACUGGUCCGUGCACCUACGUCCUACGCACCGGCGACUGGGCGGGUGAGCAGUGCGGCGGUGCGCACUCCACCCAGCGCUGCUUUGGCCGCCUUACGGACGCUUGGCACCACCAGUUCCCUGAGGCCACUGAGAUCCCUCGCUGGGGCGAGCUGUCUAGGGCGGGAGUAG
Molecule: messenger RNA, 1152 nt
Organism: Closterium sp. NIES-65
Lineage: Eukaryota; Viridiplantae; Streptophyta; Zygnematophyceae; Desmidiales; Closteriaceae
Source: the annotation of a GenBank genome assembly